AUGGUUAAGACUACUUACGCCCUUACACUCUUUGCGGCCGUCAGCUUGGCGGCCCCCGUUGCGCAGCUUACUGGGCGUGCCGAGGCGCAGGGUUCGGUUGAGCAGAAGAAUAUCAUUGGGGAUAUUCCUCUUCUUGGACCUAUGCUCGCAGGGAAGCAGGAUGCCAAGCGCGAUGAGCACCAUAACCUGAUCGACGAGCUUCCGGUUAUUGGUAAGCUUCUUGGCAACGACAAGCAGAACCAGCGCCGAGAUAUCGGGAAAGAUGGUAUUAGUGGCUUGCCAAUCAUCGGAGGGCUGUUCGGAAAGCACACGCACACUGGCGGCGAGAAUGGCAUGAACAAGCGCCGAAGCGUCGAUCAGAACUAUGGCCAGAAUGCCGGUCAAAAUGAGGGCGAGAACGCGGGCCAGAACGCAGGUCAAAACUCAGGUCAGAACGCGGGUCAGAAUGCUGGCCAAAACCACGAUCAAAACAAAGGCCAGAACGGAGGUCAAAAUGCCGGCCAGAAUGGAGGAAAAGGCUUGGAGGACGAACUGGAAAGCAGCCUCCGGGGUAUUCCCAUCGUCGGAGAUCUCCUUACGAAUGACCAGGAUAAACAGAAGAGCGGAACGCCUGCCAAGCAGCUCGAUACCCGUCAGGCGGGCCAUUCCAAGGGGAUCUUCGGUGUCCUGCAGUCUUUGACUAGCAGUGGUCCCGUUACCCAGAACCACAAGCGCGCCGAAGAGUUGGAGCAACUGGAUUCCGCUGCGCCGAAUGCGAACGAGGCUAAGCAGGGUGCCAAGAAGACAGCCGCAGAACAGGCAGCAAAGCCGAGCGAGAGCUCCGGCGGCCUCCUCGGCGGAUUAAUGGGCAAGGAUGGCCUCGGUGCUCUCAAGGGCAACGCUCAUCACGGCCUUGGCCUUUUGCCCAUGCGUCGUGACCAAGCUCCCAUCGAGGGCUCUACCCUUGCUGGUGUUCUCCUCGAGGGCGGUGCUUUGGGAAAAGUCACCAAUUUCCUUUCCGGAGGUGCUAUGCCCAAGCCUGGUUCCAGCUCCCCUUCUAAGAUCGGUGAUGGUUCUGUUGCGGGUCCUCCUGACCCUGCGUCUGGUGCUGGUCCUCACUCUGGCCCUGGUCUUGCUGGUGAGCAGAAGCAGGCCUCUGGUGCUGCUUUCUGA
This is a messenger RNA of Penicillium psychrosexuale, 1152 nucleotides long. RefSeq lists its product as uncharacterized. The transcript is spliced from 7 exons. Bases 1 to 1152 code for a protein of 383 amino acids. NCBI's taxonomy places the organism in Eukaryota, Fungi, Ascomycota, Eurotiomycetes, Eurotiales, Aspergillaceae. The record is from RefSeq and is a predicted model, not a curated record.